Messenger RNA from Frankliniella occidentalis (western flower thrips), 834 nucleotides. Its product is annotated as tyrosine-protein kinase receptor-like. Lineage: Eukaryota; Metazoa; Arthropoda; Insecta; Thysanoptera; Thripidae. Gene Ontology annotation, cellular component: membrane. The record is from RefSeq and is a predicted model, not a curated record.
UCCAAGUGCCGAGGGAGGCGCGCUGCGACUUCCAGCACGACAUGUGCGGCUUCACCGCGACGCGCCCGCCCAACCAGAAGUCACGGAUGGAGUGGACGCGCGUCAACGGCAGCACGCCCAUCCACCGGCGGGCCCUGGACCACACUUUCCUCAACGCCUCAGGGAUGUACCUGUACGCCAAGUCCGCCGACGAGCCCAUGGGCUCGGAGGCCCUGCUGGACAGCGCCGUGUUCAACCCACCGCCUCCCUGCCACCGCAACGCGACCUCCAGGUUCAAGAACUCGUGCGAGAUCCGCUUCUUCUACCACCAGUUCGGGCCGCACAGCGGCUCGUUCGCCGUCACCGUGUACGAGUUCUGGCCGCGGAACAAGAAGAAGUCGUACCAGGUCUUCUGGAACUACGGCGACAAGAAGUCGAUCUGGACGCAGGUGCUCAUCAUCCUGCCGCACGUCAAGUACAAGUACCAGAUCCACAUGGAGGCGCGGCGCGGGCUGCGCGCCUCGGACCUGGCCCUGGACGACUUCACGCUCAGCCCGGAGUGCUUCGGCCUUGGCAUACCGAAGGAGGAACUUGGCGACUACAACUACGCUACUGCAGGGAAAGUGGAUGAACCCGUGGAGCACGCGGAGCAUCGUGAUUUCGUCAACAAAACUAUGUACCGGUUUUCGACGUGCGGCGCCAAGGGCAUGUCGGGCCCUAGCCAGGACAGGUGCUCGUCCUUCUACAACGGCACCAACACCAACGUGACGGUGCUCGACGCGCCGUUCGCGGGCGUGCAGCGCUGGGUCGUCCCCGAGACCGGACCGUACACGUGAGUAUCAUGCAUCGACAUAG